AUCCACCUACAUCCAACCUCCCCCCCCCGCCUCGACUUCUCACGUCAUCAUCGUCUUCCCGUUCCGAACCUGACAGACGAUGUCCUUCAACGACCUCGAACGCGGUACAGGCUCCAACCAAGGUCGCUCCUCGCCCCUUCGGCCAGGUCGGCCCAGCUCUUCAGGGCCCCUACCCCUCUACCACGCCCCCCGCUCCUCUGCCGCCUAUCGUGAUGACGACGAUGACCGAGGCUUUGCCGCUUCUACCUCCAACACCGGUACAGCCAAUCCAUCUCCAGAACAAGUUGCAGAAUUUAAGCGGUUGGCAGAUAGUGUAGGAACGCAGAUCUUCAAGAUCAAUAGCAAUACGGCCGCCAUUGGCAAGUUGGUCAAGCUGGCGGAUGCUAGGCCCCCUCAGCGUGCAGCGGGGAGUAGCAGUGGAAGGGAGGAUAGGGACUGGAGUAAAGGAGCCCACGAUCUGGUCGAAUCCACACGCAUUGUCAUCAAGUCCACCACUCCCACUCUCAAACAACUCUCCAACUUAGUCGUAUCUCAGCAGCCCAACCCUUCUCCUCAACAAAAGCUUCAUCUAGCCAAGCUCCAGCGCGACUUUGAAUCGGCGCUGCAGGCUUUCAGCGAAGCGCAGAAGCUGAGUGCGAGGAAGAGCAAGGAGGAGUUGGAGGGGGCGAAGAGAGUCGUGAGAAGUCAGCAGGGAGGGAAGAGCGCUGCCUCUUCUUCUCAAGGUCGAGGACAAGGUCAGCAGCAGCUCGUCCAGCUGGAGGAGGAAGAGCGUCAAGGUGACUUCGAGGACGAGAGUGUAGGUCCUCUCUCCGCUGGCCAACAGCAACAGCAAGUGCAGCAACAGAAACAACAAGGUCCCUCUCUCGCCGAGCUCGAAUUCCAAGAAUCUCUCAUUGCCGAGCGCGAGACGUCCAUUCGGGAAAUUGAGUCUGGCAUACACGAGCUCAAUGAGAUCUUCCGGGAUCUGGGACAGAUUGUACAGGAGCAAGGAGGGAUGAUUGAUAAUAUCGAGUACAACAUUACGGAGAUUGCUACGAAUACGGAAGGUGCGGAUAGGGAGUUGGUCAGCGCGAAUGAGUACCAGAGAAAGGCUGGAAGGAGGGCGGCUUGUCUGCUACUCAUCGUCGGGUUCGUCGUAACCGUAGUGCUGCUUGCUAUCCUGAGCUAGACUCUCGUUCGUCCGACAGACCCCAGAUCCGCUCCGCUUACCCUCCCAACCCUCCUGUUGUACACUGUAUGUAGACCCCUAAUCCCUCCUUGUUCCCUCCAGUCCAAUGACGAACACUUCCUCGCGACCUACAAAUAGUGUUCUUCUCGCCCACUCUUCCUGUCUGUCUGCCUGCCUGUCGCUCUGUCAAUAGCCCUACUAUUUCUUUAAUGACCGUCUAUCCUGUGCUCAGAUUGUCACGUCACGCUAGCGGCCUCCGAGUGGGGUAUCAUGGUCAUUAUCAUUACAAG
Messenger RNA from Microstroma glucosiphilum, 1458 nucleotides. RefSeq names its product t-SNARE. Gene Ontology annotation, cellular component: SNARE complex; endomembrane system; membrane. Gene Ontology annotation, biological process: vesicle fusion; Golgi to vacuole transport; intracellular protein transport. NCBI's taxonomy places the organism in Eukaryota, Fungi, Basidiomycota, Exobasidiomycetes, Microstromatales, Microstromataceae. Gene Ontology annotation, molecular function: SNARE binding; SNAP receptor activity. The record is from RefSeq and is a predicted model, not a curated record. The coding region runs from base 80 to 1168 and encodes 362 amino acids. The transcript is spliced from 3 exons.